GCUGCGGUGAAGUUCUACAAGAUGCGGCCCUCAGGAACCGGUUGACGUGAGGGAAAUGCUUUCUGACCGCCUGCGCGGUGAGGGGACGUUUUUCACCUUUUAGCUCCUUCUGCACGACAAGAGGGAGACGGAAGCUUGGAGAACGUGGCCAGAGCGUCGGGGAAGUUGGGCGGCGUGGCCGGUGUGUUGCUGGGGGUGCACAUCUGCGGGGGUGUCAGAUCGGCCAUGGAUGGUUUUUGGAGUCCCAACCUGCCAACUCCCCAUCACUGAAGAUCUGGCUGCAUCCCGCACCAGGGGAUGCUCGAAGCCGAGCUCUGGUGUCCUACUGAGCACUAGCACAAAGCCAAGAGCGUUGCUCAGCAGCACCAACCGCGUCUGCCAGGAAUUAAUCUUCAACAUGAACCAGGGGCAGCAGAAGGCAGUCACCAGCACCACAGACAGCAAAGGAGAAGUCUGCAAGAUCCCAUAAGGCUGGAAUAGACUGUUGGCAUCUGCUCUCCACGGCAAAAGUGGAGGAGAGCGUAGAGGGAAAAGAAAUGAAAGUCAUUGACAGUGAAAAAUGCGUGGCGAAACACAGGAGGUUCUGACACAAGAAGACCCUCCCAGGAGCAAGCCAUGACUUCUGGAGCCAGCAUCUCUGGCCCGGGAUGAACGCUUGCCCAUUGCCGUGCGUCCACUUGGGGUGCAAAACUGGGGUUUGAGAGGGGCUGUUGCCCCCCGGUGUCUUGCUCUGCCUGGAGAUGUCUGUGCAGAGGUCCCUGGACAGGACGCCUCUUCCUCAGUCAGCGCUGGCAAAAACCAUCUGGGGACACGCUCUGUCCCCUGGAACUCUUCCUUGUGUGACUCGCAGCUCACGUGUGACAGCGCUGCUCCAAACUUGGCCAUCUCUAAGGACCGGCUUUCUUUGGGAUGUGGGGUUCACUCUCAGAGGAAUCAUGGCAGCCCUGCUUUCUGUGUUGGGGUCUCCCUUUCAGCUAUGGAGCAGCUUCAGUUCGCAGUGCAAAAGGAUCUUGCAAUGGCUGUGUAGCUAGCAGCAGCGUUUCUGAAGCAUCAGAGGAGAUGUCAGAGCCAUGAGGCUGAGGGACGGGACUCCCAGCACAAGAUUGCCCGUGUUUCAAAAGGGAGGCAGCCGUGCCAGCUGGAGAACCUCUCUCGCAGCUCCAUCCCCAGCAAAGAGCUGUCUCUAGAGCAGUUCGUGCUGCUUACAGGCAAGAUCAGCCUUUGCAUUUGAACCACCUUCUUGCAGAGGUGACAGGAAACAUCCUCUGGUUUAUGUCGUUCCAGCUGCAAAGGCCAGAGCAGUGUUCUUGAGGGAGCAAGCGAUGAGCACAUUUCCUGGUCAGCAGCCGCUGGCUCGCGCCAACGGUCAAGAGAGGCAGAAGAAAUCCCUUCAGAACAGCUCCCUCUCAAAAGACACCCUUCUGCUUGAUGAACCGCAGGGAAAGGCAUCCUAAACCAGGCACUUUGACCUUGUUUUCAGCCCAGGUUCCCAGUGCUGGUGCACUCGUGAGCCAGUCGCUGCCCAUCUGCCACCAAGGGGAAUCGCCUCCGAGGCCAGCUGUGCCAUGGGGAAAGGAAAGGGUGAGACGUCGGGAGAGUUUCAUUUAGUGCACAACACGGAUAAAGCCAUUCUCUCUGCAAUUAAAACUGAGGGUAUUUAAUUGAGUGAAAUGAGAUUUCAUUCCCCAUGACCUGUCUGAUUGUACUUUGAAUCUGGGCACGGGCUGCAGUGACCUGCCACAACAUUUGAGGUGUCACCAGCUGCAUUGUAGGUGGUAAAGUGGGAAAGGCAGGAGGGAGCCUCAGCAUCUCCCAUCCCGUGGGUGACUUCAUCACAAAGGACCAGGGCGGCGCCCGCUGGCUCCUGGGGCGGCUGUUGCCAGGCAACAGAGACACUAUAUUGUCCCCUGUCACCUGUGCCCCUCGCCCAUUUGGUCACUGGCCGUGGUGGGAUCACUUGCCGUGGUGGGAUCACUGUGGUGGUGGACUCAUUUUGGCAGUUGGAUUGCUUUCGUGGUGGGAUCGCUAUUGGUGGUUGCACCACUUUUGGUGGUAGGAUCGCUACUGGUGGUUGAACCACUUCUGGUGGUUGAACUGCUGUUGGUGGUUUUAUCACUUUCGGAACUUGGAUCUGUUUGGCGACUGGAUCACUUUCAUCACUCGGAUUGCUUUUGGCACUUGGAUCUGUUUGGUGACUGGAUCACUUUCUGUGGCAAGGAGGAGGAGGAGAAAGGCUGCUGGCUGCCCAUCCCUCCAACAUCAUCUCCGGACAGAAGAGCUCCCGUCUUCCCACAUCCAGUUCAGUGUUUUCGGGCAGAGCAGCAGCGAUGGCCACACGUGGACUGCUGGAGAUGCUGAACGCCGCCAUGGGGACACCCCAUUUGGGGGUUGUCGACUUGGUGGCACUGCACAAAUUGCUUGAGGCCAUCAUCGGGCAGCUGGGCCAGCAGGAGCUGUCUGUCCUGGAGCCAGAGCAGAGCCCGACCCCCGGUCUGGCAAAGGAUCAGGACAGCAAGGCCCAGCCUGGCCAGGAGAAGGAGGAGGAUGGAGCCCUGGGCACAGGGCAGCACCUCUGGAAACCAAAGCAGCAGCUGGAUGAGAAGGACACGCUGGAGGGGACCGGGAGCAACUCCAAGGUCUCCUCCGUGGCCAAGGAGGCCAUGCCAAAAACAACGGAAGAGGAGAAGAGAGAUGUCCCCAAGAAAAGGGCUUCGCUCCAGGACCUGUGGGAGGAGAUCAGCAAGUUUAAGGAGGCGCAGUCCAGCCUGGAACAGGACGUGCGGGAGAUGAAGGAGGCCAUGCAGGAGGCGCAUUCUGGCCUGGAACAGGACAUCCAGGAGGUGAAGGAGGCACAUGUCGGCCUGGCAGAGGACAUGCAUGCCCUGCAGGAGGCGCAUUCCGGCCUGGUGGAGGACAUCCAGGAGAUCCAGGAGACGCUUGGCCUGGAGGGUGGUGGGGGCCAGUCUGCCCCCGCUGAGCCCACCCAGGUGGCCAUGGACAGCCAGGCCAGGAGGAGCUCAGCACUGGAGCCAAAGGGACGUGGGACACAGCCUGGGAUGGAGACCAGCAAGGGGACUGCAGGGUCUGGCUCCCCGGGGAUGCAAGCAGGGAUACAGGGGCAACCAGCGACCCCUGUGAAGUUGUCAGGCGCUCCCUCCAUUCACAAGAGGUCUAUUGGUGCCAACGCCACCACCCCGGGGAUGCAGCCAGGAUCCCCGGGCACCCAGGCCAGCACCUCCCUGGGGACACAACCAGGGGCCCCUGAUGCCCAGGCCAGCACCGCGGGGAUGCAGGCAGGAUCCCCUGGGACCCACACCACCACCCCUGGGGUGCAGCCUGGGUCCUCCAGCUCCAAAGCCACCAUCCCAGGGGAUGCCCAAGAGCCGGCCAAGCCCUGGGGCUCCACCAGCACCUCAAGCUACGAGUCGGAGAUGCGGGAGGUGCUGUCACAGGUUGGGCAGCUCGGCCAGCUCUGCGCUGGUCUGAAGGAACAGGUGGAGCAGCUUAAAUCUACAAAAGCAGAAAGCACAGAUCUUGAGGACGUGCGCCGGCUCUUCCCAAAGGGAGGCCGGCAGAGCAUCACCAGCAUCCUGGCCGACCUCAGGUGCCAGGUGUCCUUCCUGCAGGACAUGGCCAGGGCCCUCCACGGGGAGAAGGAGAAGAUCAGCAAGGUGGAGGAUGCUCCCAGAAAGACGAGGGGGUCUGGAGCCGGUAGGAAAGCAGACGGCAGUGGCCAGAUGACCCAACAGCCGCGGCCCAAGGGACAGAAGGUCAAGGCAGAGCGCAAGGAGCUGGGGAAGCAGCAGGAGCCAACCCAGGCCGAGCUGGAGCAGUUUGCGGCCAAGUACGUGAAUAAGUUGGUGAUGGAGGCAGCACAGCAGCUGCAGGCAGAGCAGGUGGACGAGCCGAGGACGACGGUGCAGAGCGGGGGACACGAGCACGCAGGGUGCCACGUCUGCAGCCCGGACACCAGGGUGCUGCUGGGGAAGCUCCUCCAGCGCUGCGAGAAGCUCGAGGAGCAGGUGGAGUCCCUGGUCCAGAAGGCGGGCAGCAAGGUGGAGAGUCAUCCGAAGUGGAGGAGACAGUCCCUGCAGCAGGACGAGCAACUCAAGUGCCUCCAGGCCAGCAUCAUGCAGCUACAAAAGGACUAUGAGAAGUUGAGCUCGGCCCUUGCAAACCUCCAGCAGGAUCGUCAGCAGAAGCAGAAUGACAUCAAGGCUCUGUCCCAGGCCCUGGGGAGGCUGGAGAAGAAGCAAGCAGACAAGGAGGAGCUGCUGGUGCUGGGAAUCGAUGAGAAAGCAGACAAAGCCGCCCUGGCUGACAAAGUCAGUCGCAGCCAGCUUGAGGCGUGCGAGGAGCGGCUGACCAAGAUGAUGGAGGAGGUGACGAGCCAGGUGACGGGCCAGGAGAAGGGCUGGCACCAGUUCCAGCGAGAGCUGCAGAGACAGAUGGACUGCAAGCUGGACCGCCGGGAGCUGGGGGCGUUCCGGCAGCAGCAGGAGGAGCGGUGGAAGAGCCUCAGCGGGCAGCUCCAGGAGAAGGCGCUGCAGGCAGAGCGUGACGAUGCCGCUGGGAUUAGGAAGCAGCUGCUGCCCGGUUUCCAUUGCCUGUCCUGCGACCGGCCCCUCAACAUGCUGGCACCUGGACCGGAGCGGACGGGCGAGUGUAGAUACCCCACUGUUCCGCGGAGCUGCGGAGGCCAACACACCGUCACGCCCCCGCGUUUCCAGCCCCAACCGCCCAGCACCCCACGGCCAUCCAAACCCAGUGCCCGCAGCCCCAACAAGAAGGACGCGAUGCAGCUGUCGGGCCAGGACGGCACUGAUGGGAACCAGCAGGACGAGCAGCUCUCCAUGAUGGGGGGCUCUGAGCUGCCCACAAUGCCAAGGGCCACCCCAGACACCCCGACCUCCAGGAACCGGCCAAGCCCCCGCUCCUCGCUGAGAUCAGCCGUGCUGCAGCACCUACCAGUCUCGUCUCCCAGACGCUUCACCCUGGCACCGCAGCUGCUGCCGCCCAUCCCGCCCCCCCGCCGUGAACCAACCCCCUGACAGCCGGGCAGGACGGGGUCCCGGCCCCGGUCCCACCGCCCCGGGCACUGAGCAGGCAGCGGCUGCAAUAAAUGGCGAUGGGAAACCAAGCACCGGUGUGGUCUGAGAGGAGUCCCUGGGGCAGGAUGGCAGAAAGCCCCGCUGUGUUUGCUUUUUCAGGAGAAAAAUAAGUGCUAAAAAGGCGCUUUGGGGGUGCCCAGGUGGAUCCAGUUGGUAUCCAGGCCCCCCCAGAAGGAGCACGGGGAGCAAACCAGUGGGCACCAGGGCAGAGCCAGCAGAGGCCCAUCCUGCCCCCGGGUGGGGCUGAGGUGUCCAUGGGCUUCAGAAACACCCCUGGGACUAACUGGGGGGACGGGGUGAGGGGGGAACCAGGGGGCUGUGCAAGAAGCCGGGCUGGCUGUCGGCAGCCGGAGGAGGGGAGCGCUUUGCGCUUUGCUCUGGGUCAGGGGAUCCAGAACUGGGGGGACGCAGCAGCUUCGUGCCCCGCCCCGGGGUGCCCACGGCCGCCGUGUCGCAGAUGUAUUGUUAACCCCGUCUCCCCCCCACUUCCCCCUUUUGCCCCUCCCUCUCCCCGCUUCCCACUCAGGACAGGCGAUCCGGAGGGAAAGAAGGACACAGAGAAGAGAGUUGGAAAAACUGACAAUGUUUUACUAAUGCUAUAUUAAGAGUAGAGAAAAUAAUACAAAACCAAUCCUGAAAGUCUCAGCAACUGCAGAGCCAGCACCUGAAGUCCUGGACUGGACUCUGCAGCCAACCGGAGCUGGAUUCAGUCUCUCAGCAGGCCUCAGUUUGCAGGGACGACUAGCAAGGUCCUCUCCUAAUGUCACCAUAAGCAGAAGGGACGAAAAGGGGCAAAGAGGACAAGAUCCUCAUGAUCUGCCACUUCUAUAUGAAGUAUUCAUGUGAAGGGGAUGUUAUACACGGUUGGUCAGUUUGUUGGUCACCUGUUUCUUGUUGCUCCUCUUGCAAGAUGUGAAUCUGUCCUUAUCAACAAGUAAGCAUUCCCUUGCAAUGUUUAUCAAAACAUGUAUGUGUCUGGUUCUCCAGGAAAAGGCAGCUAAUAUGAAGCUUCAGCUGACAGGCAAAUUCAUGCUGUCUGCCUAUCAGAUUGCCGGAGGGGCGGGCGUCGAGGGCUGGGUACUGCGUGCCGCCCGCAGCCAAUGAUGGUGCGGAAGAGGCGGGCGUUGCGGUGUCCCUACUGCGCAUGCCCCAGUCGCGAGCGCUGAUAGGCGGAGAGGGAGAUGAUUGACGUGUCCCGGGGAGCGAACCGGGAUGCGGCAAGGGGCGGGUGCUGCAGUCUCCCUAGUGCGCAUGCCCAAACCGCGAGCGCUGAUAGGUCCGCGGUGUCUCGGGGCCGGGGCCGGGGGGGGGAGACCGGGAGCGAACGGGAACGGGGGUCGGGGCGGCUGCGGAGCGCUCGCUGCGGCCGGCGCCCGGGCAUCGGGAGGCGGGCGGCUCAGGGCCGCCCUUCGUGAGGUUCCCCGGAGGGGGCAGGAGGGCGGAGGGGAAGGAGGCGACAGCCGGGGACCUCCCGCCGCGGGCGUCUCGGGGGCGCGGCGGCUGUCGGUGCCCGCGGAGCCCGGCGGGACGGCGGGGGAGCGCGAGGGGAACGGAGCGGCGAAAGAGGCGGCAGGUGAGUGCGGCAGCGGCGAGGGUGACCGUGCCGUUGGAACGGGGGGAGCGGGAGGGGCCGGCGCGGCGCGGAGGCGUUCGGUUCCGGUUCCCCCCCCCCCCCCCGCCCUUACGGCCGCGCUGGCGAAGCUGCUGGGAGGCGUGCGGUCCGGAGCCGCGUCUCCCUCCGGCGCAGCGCCCGUGCCCGGUGCGGCAGCCCCUCCGGGAGCGGCGCAGCCCCCGUCGGUCGCGGGGACGGUUACAAGCAGAGCUAAGGCGCGGUUGCGGGCGGGCUGGGUGGCGUGGCGAGCGGGGCGCCGCUCCGGCGGGAGCUCGGGGCGAGCCCCGGCGGGUUCCGUGUCCUGCGGGCGCGGCUUUCGCGCCGCGGCUCUCUCUGUGCGCUUUUUUGUUUGGUCGCGUUUGUUUUUUGGGGUUUUUUUGGCGGGAUUCCCGCGAAACGCGGCACGACCGCUCGCCCGGGGCUGCCGCGGCGGGUCUCAGUGGCGCCGUCCUGUGGGCAAAGCGCGGUACUGCACCCGGCCGCCCCAACUUGGUGCCGCGGCGCGCCUCGGUGCUGCCGCCCUGUGGCGAAACUCGGGUACUGCAGCGCACGGCAAGGGGGGGGGCAGAGACGCCGAUCGAGCCGCGGGGGUUCGCGGUCGGGUCUGUGCGUGCCGGUGUCCGUCCCCCCCCGACGGGGGUCAGGUCCCCAUUGGUGUGCAAACGACAUCCCUCCCUCGGGGCCUCCUUAAACGUUUAAUGACGUAAAUAUUGCUCCUGCUAACGUUGUCGGCGCGGCUUCUUUCCUCAGGGGAUCCGUCCGGCAGUCGGUGGCCCACGGUUGCUCGGCAACAGCAGAAGCGGAUUGAAGGGACCGGCCGCUGGAGGAUGCCGAAGCCUCCCGGGUCAGCGAUGGGAGCAGCUUUGCAUAAAGCGAGGGGUACGUGAAGCCGGGCGUGCGGUGCCGACCGCCCAGCAGGUAAGGGAAGCUAAAGCUUUACCUCCAGGGACUUCUGCCCAGAAAGCUGAAGCAAUUGCUCUCGCGUGAGCUGUAGAGUUACGCAAAGAGAAGAAGAUUAGUAGCUGCACUGAUUCUAAGCAGGUUUCUUGAAGGGUGCGGGCCCUUGAAGCCGUUUGAAAAGAAUAAAGUGUAUUAACGGCACAAGGGAGGCAGAUUAAACGUGAUGCUCCGGUUGCUGGAAGCUGUGCUGUUGCUAGGAGAGUUGCCGUCACGCGUUGCAACGGGCCUCAGAAGGGAAACGCUGCUCAGGAAACUGGCCAUAAAUUGGCAGGCGCCGCUGUAAAACCAGCCACCGAGAGGACAGAGACCGGUACGGAAGCCGCGUCUCUGAGCCCAGGUGGCCGUGUCCUCCAGCCAACGUCAGGGAACUGUAACAAAGAGGAUAAGCAAUUAAUAGGAGAUUAAUAGCCCGAUCAGAAUUAGGGUCCAAAGGAGCCGUCACCGGCGACGGGAGAGCAGCGGCGCCUCGCGGCGCGAGGAGCUGACGCGCUCUGUCGAGAUCGGACGAACAGGUAAGAGCGAAUUUAGAAGCCCUGUGCGAACGAGGCAAUGGGAAACGUGCCUAGAAAACCAUCUUGAUGGUGCACGCGGGGUACAGACAAGAGCAGCCGGACGAGGGAAACGUACCAGGACAACACUGGCAAAGGGAGUUCUCCGAGCUGCCUGGAAAAGGGGGGUGUCGAUACCGGCCGGCACGAACGGCUCCCUUCUCGGGUCGGCCGGAAGCGUUGCCGUGCCGGGGGGCGGCUGCCGGCCUGCGGGCCGGGGCUGCGGCUGUUUGGGGCGCUGCCCCCGCUUUGUUUUCCUCGGGGAGCCCCCCCACGCUCGGGGGCUUGUGGGACGUGCACGUGCAAAUGACACGGUGUUCCCAGCUGCUCUGUUCUCUGCCUUGUUUUUUCAGGUGCCGGUCCCUGUUUUCUCUUCCCGCUUUUGAAGAGAAGCUGCCGAGUGAGCGUACGCUGCGGUGAAGUUCUACAAGAUGCGGCCCUCAGGAACCGGUUGACGUGAGGGAAAUGCUUUCUGACCGCCUGCGCGGUGAGGGGACGUUUUUCACCUUUUAGCUCCUUCUGCACGACAAGAGGGAGACGGAAGGUUAAGUAACACGUUGUUUAGGAGCUGAGAGCUUGGUUUGUAUUUAACUAAUAAUUAAGAGACGUGUUGUCAGCGAGAAACUAAACGAUUACAACUAACCUCAUCAAAUGAAGUAAAGACAGGCCAGCCAGGCGUGGUGGUGGAGUUGCUCUCUAUGUGAGAGAGCAGCUACAGUGUACUAAAUUCUGCCCAGGAGCGGAUGAGGAGCGAGUUGAGAGUGUAUGGGUCAGGAUCAAGGGGCAGGCUGGCAGGGGUGACACUGCUGUGGGCGUCUGUUGCAGGCCACCAGAUCAGGCUGAGGAAGCUGAUGAGGCCUUCUAUGGGCAGCUGAGAGCGGCCUCACGGUCACAGGCCCUGGUUGUUGUGGGGGAUUUUAAGUUCCCUGGUGUUUGCUGGAAGGACCGUUCAGCCAGCCAGCCACAGUCCAGGAGGUUCCUGCCGUGCAUCGGUGAGAACCGCCUCAUGCAGGUGGUGGAGGAGCCGACUGGGAGAGGUGCACUGCUGGAUCUCAUCCUCGCUAGCAAGGAGGGUCUGGUCGAAGCAGGAAAGGUUGAGGGCUGCCUGGGCUGCAGUGACCACGAGAAGGUGGAGUUCAGCAUCUUGUGUGGCAGGAACAGAACAGCAAGUAGAAUUGCAACCCUGGACUUUAGCAGGGCCAACUUUGGCCUUUUCAAGCAAUUGCUGGGGGAAAUCCCACGGGCAAGACUGCUUGAAGGAAAAGGGGCCCGAGAUAGCUGGGUUGCAUUCAGAGAUUGCUUCUUCCACGCUCAGGAUCAGAGCAUCCCCACACGAAGGGAGUCGAGGAAGGGAGCCAGGAGGCCUGCGUGGUUGAACAGGGACCUGUUGGGUGUGCUCAAGCAGAAGAGGAGAGUUUGCAGGUCAUGGAGGCAGGGGCUGGCCACUUGGGAGGAAUAUAAGGCUGCUGUUAGAGGAUGCAGGAAGGCAGCUAGGAUAGCCAAGGCCCCCUAGAAUUACAGCUGGCGAGAGGGGUCAAGGACAGCAAAAAGAGCUUUUUCAAAUACAUAGCAGAUAAAACUAACACCAGAGGCAAUGUAGGCCCACUGAUGAACGGGGUGGGUGCCCUGGUGGCAGAAGAUACAGAGGAGGCAGAAUUCCUGAAUGCCUUCUUUGUCUCUGUCUACUCUGCCGGAGGCCGUCCUGGGGAGCCCUGUACCCCUGAGACCCCGGAUGAAGCCAGGUCAGUGGAGGAGUUUGCUUUAGUCGAUGAGGACUGGGUUAGGGAGCAAUUAAAUAGUCUGGACAUCCAUAAAUCCACGGGUCCGGAUGGGAUGCACCCGCGGGUGCUGAGGGAGCCGGCUGAAGUCACUGCUGGACCGCUCUCCGUCAUCUUUGCCAAGUCUUGGGAAACGGGGGAGGUGCCCGAGGACUGGAGGAAAGCAAAUGUCACUGCAGUCUUCAAAAAGGGCAAGAAGGAGGACCCGGGUAAUUAGAGACCGGUCAGCCUCAGCUCUGUCCCUGGGAAAGUAAUGGAACAGCUUCGUCUGGACAACAGAGCAGUGAGGUGGGUUGCAAACUGGCUUAAGGAGAGAAGCCAGAGAGCGGUAGUCAAUGGUGCGGAGUCCAGCUGGAGGCCAGUAUCCAGUGCAGUGCCUCAGGGGUCAGCGCUGGGGCCAAUGUUAUUCAGUAUAUUCAUUAACGAUUUGGACGAGGGAAUAGAGUGCACUAUCGGCAAGUUUGCUGAUGACACCAAGCUGGGAGGGGUGGCUGACACGCCAGAAGGCUGUGCUGCCAUCAGAGACCUGGACAGGCUGGAGAGUUGGGCGGGGAAUAACCUGAUGAAAUUUGACAAGGGCAAGUGUAGAGUCCUGCACCUGGGCAGGAACAACCCCAGGUUCCAGUAUAGGUUGGGAAAUUACGUAUUAGAGAGCAGUGGAGGGGAAAGGGACCUGGGGGUUCUGGUGGACAACAGGAUGACCAUGAGCCAGCCCUGUGCCCUUGUGGCCAGGAAGGCCAAUGGCAUCCUGGGGUGUAUUAGAAGGGGGGUGGUUAGUAGGUGGAGAGAGGUUCUCCUUCCCCUCUGCUCCGCCCUGGUGAGACCGCAUCUGGAAUAUUGUGUCCAGUUCUGGGCCCCUCAGUUCCAGCAGGACAGGGAACUGCUGGAGAGGGUCCAGCGUAGGGCAACGAAGAUGAUUAAGGGAGUGGAGCAUCUCCCGUGUGAGGAAAGGCUGAGGGAGCUGGGUCUCUUUAGUUUGGAGAAGAGGAGACUAAGGGGGGACCUUAUCAAUGUUUAUAAAUAUAUAAAGGGUGAGUGCCAUGAGGAUGGAGCCAGGCUCUUCUCGGUGGCAAACAACGAUAGGACAAGGGGUAAUGGGAUCAAGCUGGAACACAAGAGGUUCCGCUUAAAUUUGAGAAGAAACUUCUUCUCAGUGAGGGUGGCAGAGCCUGGCCCAGGCUGCCCAGGGAGGUUGCGGAGCCUCCUUCUCUGCAGACAUUCAAAACCCGCCUGGACGUGCUCCUGUGCGACCUCACCUGGGCGUUCCUGCUCCAUGGGGGGAUUGGACUGGAUGAUCUUUUGAGGUCCCUUCCCGUCCCAAACAUACUGUGAUACUGUGAAGAGUGCGGCUUAGCAGCGCUGCUGACUCUGCCGUCCCGUUCCCUUCCCCGUUUCAGCCGGCGAGGCGGCCGGAGGACCCGCUCUGUGCGGCCGCGGGGCCCGCGGAGUCGAGGGCUCUGUCGGCGCGCCCCGGGGGUUUCUCUGGAGAGCCUCCUCGUCUCGGUCGCGUCGCGGCGGGGACGGACGAGGACCUCUGGCGAGGGGUCUUUCUGCGCUGGGAGCCGGGACCGGGCACGCGCUCGCGGGGCGUCCGUAAGUCGCGGUACGGAAUUUAGGCAGGAUAGCGCGCACGGGCUUGCGAGCGCCUUACAGGCGUGCGGUGGUUGCUCGUGCGGCCAGCUUUUGGUGUCGGUUGUUCCGGCGCUCCGUCGCGGUGUAGAGCCGGCCCCGUACGUAGCGAGGGGGAGCUGUGACCGCCCCGUGCUCAGCAGACCCCCCAGCCCGGGUGGGGGGAGCAGCGCCGGAGCGGGAGACGCGGCUCCGUCCUCCGUCCCCAGCGUGCCGGGGGGCGGCUGCCGGCCUGUGGGACGUGGCUGCGGCUGUUCGGGGCGCUGCCCCCCCAUGUUUGGGCGCUCUGAGCAGCCCGAUGUGCUGUUAAAGGUUGUGGUGGUGCGGGUCAGGGAUCCCCAGGCGGUGCCGAGACUGCAGGACGGCUGCUGGUGGAACAAAGUCAAGGACAGCUUCUCAGAGACAGGCGAUCCGGAGGGAAAGAAGGACACAGAGAAGAGAGUUGGAAAAACUGACAAUGUUUUACUAAUGCUAUAUUAAGAGUAGAGAAAAUAAUACAAAACCAAUCCUGAAAGUCUCAGCAACUGCAGAGCCAGCACCUGAAGUCCUGGACUGGACUCUGCAGCCAACCGGAGCUGGAUUCAGUCUCUCAGCAGGCCUCAGUUUGCAGGGACGACUAGCAAGGUCCUCUCCUAAUGUCACCAUAAGCAGAAGGGACGAAAAGGGGCAAAGAGGACAAGAUCCUCAUGAUCUGCCACUUGUAUAUGAAGUAUUCAUGUGAAGGGGAUGUUAUACACGGUUGGUCAGUUUGUUGGUCACCUGUUUCUUGUUGCUCCUCUUGCAAGAUGUGAAUCUGUCCUUAUCAACAAGUAAGCAUUCCCUUGCAAUGUUUAUCAAAACAUGUAUGUGUCUGGUUCUCCAGGAAAAGGCAGCUAAUAUGAAGCUUCAGCUGACAGGCAAAUUCAUGCUGUCUGCCUAUCAGAUUGCCGGAGGGGCGGGCGUCGAGGGCUGGGUACUGCGUGCCGCCCGCAGCCAAUGAUGGUGCGGAAGAGGCGGGCGUUGCGGUGUCCCUACUGCGCAUGCCCCAGUCGCGAGCGCUGAUAGGCGGAGAGGGAGAUGAUUGACGUGUCCCGGGGAGCCAACUGGGAUGCGGCAAGGGGCGGGUGCUGCAGUCUCCCUAGUGCGCAUGCCCAAACCGCGAGCGCUGAUAGGUCCGCGGUGUCUCGGUGCCGGGGCCGGGGGGGGGAGACCGGAGGCGAACGGGAACGGGGGUCGGGGCGGCUGCGGAGCGCUCGCUGCGGCCGGCGCCCGGGCAUCGGGAGGCGGGCGGCUCAGGGCCGCCCUUCGUGAGGUUCCCCGGAGGGGGCAGGAGGGCGGAGGGGAAGGAGGCGACAGCCGGGGACCUCCCGCCGCGGGCGUCUCGGGGGCGCGGCGGCUGUCGGUGCCCGCGGAGCCCGGCGGGACGGCGGGGGAGCGCGAGGGGAACGGAGCGGCGAAAGAGGCGGCAGUGGAUCCGUCCGGCAGUCGGUGGCCCGCGGUUGCUCGGCAACAGCAGAAGCGGAUUGAAGGGACCGGCCGCUGGAGGAUGCCGAAGCCUCCCGGGUCAGCGGUGGGAGCAGCUUUGCGUAAAGCGAGGGGUACGUGAAGCCGGGCGUGCGGUUUGUUUGUUGGUCACCUGUUUCUUGUUGCUCCUCUUGCAAGAUGUGAAUCUGUCCUUAUCAACAAGUAAGCAUUCCAUUGCAAUGUUUACCAAAACAUGUAUCUGGUUCUCCAGGAAAAUGCAGCUAAUAUGAAGCUUUAGCUGACAGGCAAAUUCACUGAAAGAGAAACUUGUUUUUUAAUGAAACCAGGACAGCCCCCUCCCCAAUCCCCUCAGGACUCCUCUGAUUCCCAUCUGCUCCUCUCAGGACAGCUGAGCUUGUCUUUUGGGGCCCCUGAGAGCCCCCAUUUACCUUCUUUUACCUACCUUUGUUGUUGUUCCCAGCCUAUCCUGUUGUUUUCCAUCCUUCAGGACUUACUUAUUACUGUUGUGAGAGUCCGAGAGAAAAGGAGGAGUGUCUGUGACUUACAACCGUCGUUGUUGAUCUACAGUGUUUUAGAGACGGAUUCUUGCAGGAUCUAUUUCUGGUUCGUCCUUCACUCCUCCCCAGACCGCAGCGCUGGUCCGAGUUCCCCAGCACACGUGUGUGUGUCCAGCCGGGUACGCUGGGGGAGCGCGUCAGGGCGGGCAGACGGCUGAAUGGACGCGCUGUCAGCGACUGCGGAACGAGCUGGGGCUGCUUUGACCGUGUCCAGCCUUGUGCGUGUGGUUUGUUUUCACUUGCAGGCUGAAACAGCAGUUUCCUUAAUUAAAAACACCCCAACAUGUCCCCCGGCCCCCAACAAAAAUAACGCCAAAAAUGCCACUGAAAGAAACACAGGGAGUUUUUAAAAAAUUUCCUUUAGCUUUCUCCCCCCUCCACCCCUACCCUGCUGCGUUCAGUGCAGUGAAUGACCGUGAGGAGAUGGCUGUGGAUCUGGCUGUUGAAGGGUGUGUGAAGGAGAAGGAGGUGUGUGUAGAGCAGGAUUGGUGGUGGAGUGUGACUCUGUGCAGGUUUGAAAGGUGCCACGUGCAGAGCUCCCUCAUUUGCCACCAGAUCUCCCAAUCACAGAGACAGCGUCGCUGUGCAGCUGCUAAGGACAGCGCGUCUCGUGCAGAACAGCAUCCUUUGUGCUCCGUGUGCGUGUUCCUCCUUUGAAAUGAAGUUGUGCCGCCCGGUGUUCCACGUUACGUGUGGUACCUGCUGGGCUGAGUCUCCUCCCCGCGCUCCGGUCGGUUCCGUCGCGCUGCCGCAGCCCCGGCAGCACCGCGGCGUUCGCUGGACGCGUUGUUGGCGGAGCCGGCACCGACAAUCUUGACACGUCGAGGUGCUGCGGUGGGUUUGCCUGGGAAUUCCAAGGUAAUUCCAAGGCAGACAGUAAUAAUCCCCAAUUUAUGUAGUAAAAUUUAAAAGAGUGGAAUAUAAAUACUGGAGCGCUAAUUGGAAGUAAUACCUGUAGAGAAAAAAACCUCUAGUUUAUAUCUACAAUAAAAAAUAAUGUGUGCUAGUAAAUCCGCCUGGUAGUAAUGUAAUGAUAAAAAUGUUAAAGUGUAAAUAGAUGAAAUUAUAUAGGCAUGAGCAAGAAGUAAAUUUAAUUUCAGCUAUUACUUGGUGAACUAGGCAGCAGUUGGUCCCAAUCUGAAUGCUAGUUUAAAAAACACAUUGUUUGGAAUUCCUUUUAAAUGAUAAAGGCAGAAAACUAAUGUGGAGUCAUUGGUAGCUUCAUUUGAACAACCGUUAUGAAAUAAACCGCAGACACGAAUGACUGCAUAGGAAACAAAGUGAGGAAGCUUUAGAUUUUAAACAGCAUUGGAAAGUGAUCGGGAGUGUUUAGUAUUUAAAUUAUAACAGAGCCACGAGAUGGGAGGCAACAAAGCUCAGAACCAAACAGAGUCAAAACGUUACAUUUCUUUUUUUAAAGAGAAGUAUAAUGGAACCACGAAGUAGUGGCUGUUUAUAAACAGAGGUAUUAAAAAGUUCCCAGGCAGUAAUGAUUCCCAACAGAACACUAAAAGAUAUUUAGAUGUAAAAUAAUAUUAGAAAACAGUUAUGACAGUCUGAAUUUAACCACAGCUUUUUUGGGGUUGUGCAAAAACAUGACCGCUAUUAAUUACCUCUGAGUUAAAAUAAAAAGACAUCAAACUAGCUGUGAUUAACAACAGCUAAUUUUAAUUUUUCAGUGUGCUAUCCAGUCCGGCUUCUCCCUCCAAGGGCGUGGUCUGAGAAAGCCACACCCCCAACUCCACCCCGUCCAAGCUCCGCCCCUGCCAGUCUGUGCCCUCCCCGAGGCGCGUGUCCCUUACAGACCCCUCCCAGCAGCAUAAUGCAUCGAAGCCCCGCCCGCGGCUCCACCCCUAAACUCAGCCCCUGCUAAACCACGCCCCCUCAGAGCACGUGCUGUACAGAGCCCACCCUACUCUCGGCUCCACCCCUCCCUUCCUAAGCUACGCCCUCUUUGGGCGUGUCCUUCUCCGUACCCCAAGCGGCUCCUCCUAUGGGGGUGUGACACACGGAGGCCCCACCCCCUGCCCAGUUCCCCCAGGUGGGCCUCCCAAUGGGCGUGUCCUCCUAGUCCCCGCCCCUCAGCACGGAUCCCACCCCCGUGGGUGGGGCUACACCCAGCUGCGCGGGCGGCCCCCCCACCCAUGCGUGACCCUCAGUAACCCCAUGGCAGCCCUAUGGCUGCCCCACAGGUACCGCUACAGCAGCCCUGCUCCUGCCCCGCAAGAGCUCCAGACACGCCUCUGCAGAGCCCCCACAGCAGCCACUUCAGUGCCCCACAGCUAUCACCGCAGCCGCCCCAUCGCGCCCCACGGCCGCCGCUGCGGGACCCCUGGAGCCCCCGGCCCCACACCCGCCCCGCAGCCCCACAGCGCGCGGUCUCGCGGCCGCGGUGCCGGUGAAGCCACGUGCCGGCCGCGGCCGGAGGAGCCGCCGGUUUUCCCCCCCCGCCCCCCCCGAUCGCUGCUGCCGCGGCCGGAGGAGCCGCCGGUUUCCCGCCCACACAUCCCCCGAUCGCUGCUGCCGCGGCCGGAGGAGCCGCCGGUUUCCCCCCCUCACACCCCCCGAUCGCUGCUGCUGCCGCGGCCGGAGGAGCCGCCGGUUUUCCGCCCAGCCCCGACUCUCCUCCUUCCUCCUCAAUCGCCGCUGCCUGCCGCCACGAUGUCUUCUCUUCCGCCAUCUUGUUUCCCCCUUCUGCGCUCAUUCGCUAUUUUAUACCGAGGGAGGGAGGAGGCGCUCGCUGAUUGGCUGACAGUGUCAGCCUCGGAAGUCGUCCAUUGGCUCAUCCCCACGAGGGGUUCUCCGAGGGGGUGGGAGAAAGGCGCUGAUUGGUCACCGUGUCGCUGAGGGGAGGAAGGCACUGAUUGGUCACUUUCCGCCGAAGUUCGCCCUCCCAGUAACAGGCGCUGAUUCGCUAGCGCCCCUGAGGUAGAAAAGGCGCUGAUUGGUCGGCGUUUUCUCGCCGACGUUAGCCCACAGCAACGAAGCGCUGAUUGGGCAGCGCGGCUGACGGGGCGGCUCGGCCAUUGGCAGGAGGGCGGGCGGGGGGCGGGACCGGGCGGGACAACGAGGUAAUAAAUGGGGCGGCGCAGAACGCGCGCAGGACCAGAAAGGCGGAGGCGGCAGCGGCAGCGCGAGCUCAUCGGCCCCCCCCCCCCCCCCCCCCCGCCCCCCCGCGGCGGGAAACCGGAGAACGGCAGGAACGGCGGCCGGAAUCAGUUAACGGGGUGGGUAAGGGCGGUAAUUAUCGUGCGGGUGUUAAUUGGGGCUCGGCGGGUUAAUGAGUGACCGGCGGGCUGGGGUGUAUCUGGGGGUUUUGAUCGGAACUGGGGUUUUAAAGCCGCGGGUUUGGGGGGGGGGCGGGGCGGGGGCGAUUAAGGCUCCCGGAGCCGCUUUAGCGGCUUAAAUCUUUGUGUUGAACGCGGGAGGAGCCGGUUCGGGGCUUUUCUCAGCAAUCGGGGCUGGUUUGGGUCCAAUUCGGCUUUUAAAAGAUGUUUUUACGUAAUUUUUGGGUGCCGAUUUGUGCCAGAAGGCGCCUGUGAAAUCUGUUUAUUGAGGGUUUAUCAGGAGAAUUAAAGUUUAAAGCUCGGGGAGAUUUGGGGCUUUUCCCCGGGAUUUUGAGUCCAAAUCGGUUUUUUUAGAGCCCUUAUUUAUUUAAAUUGUUAUGUUUAAAGGGUUUAUUUGAGGUUUUAUUUGGAACAUUUUGGGCGGGUUUGAGGCUCCUAAGAUUUAAUUGUUGGUUUAUUAUUUGAUUUAUUAUUUCACUGCGGUGCGGGGCUCCUGAAGACGCUGAGUUGUUUCAAUUAUUUAGCGCUGUGAGGACCCGUUUUGGGGCCGUUGGGGUCUAAAUCGGCUUUUUGAAAGGUUUAUUUAACGCGUUUAAAGUUUGAGGGGCCGAUUUGCGACUUUAAAGCUUUUUGAAUCUACUUAUUGAUAAGAAUUUAUACAAUAGAUUAAUAUUUAAAGCCCGGGGGGAGAUUUGGGGCUGUUUCCCAGGAUUGCGAGUCCAAAUGCGUUUUUUUCUGUUAACCGCUUAUUAAUUUAAAUUAUUAUAUUUAAACGGGGCUUUUUGAGGUUUUAUGAGGGUUUUUUUGAGCAUUUUGGGCGGUUCUGAGGCUCCUAAAGCCGCUUAAUUGUUUAAAUUAUUAAUUGUUAAAAUAAUGUAAGUAGUUGUUGAAAUAAGUGUGUAAGUUAUUGUAUUUAAAGCCGGGAGGGGCAUUUCGUUGCUUUUUGGGGGGUUUUAGGGCUGAAUUCACUUCAUUGAACGUGUCUAGAGCUGGGGGUCCCAGAUCUGGUGCUGAUUUGGCCCCAAAAAAAGCUUUAAAAAUCUAUUUAUUUAUAUAAUUUACUGAAUUAAUAUUUAAGCGGGAACAUGUUCGCCUUUUUUAACCCGCCGCCAUUUUGUCUCCCCCGUCCCGCUCUCCCUCACGCUGAGGGGGCCGAGGAGACGCUCGCUGAUUGGCCGGUGCCGUCUGGCGGGAAAGCCUCCCCCGGCUCAGCCCCGCUCGGCUGUCUCCGAGGGAGAGAAAGGCGCUGAUUGGUCGCUGCCUCUGAGGAGAGAAAGGCGCUGAUUGGUCGCCGCCUCCCUAAACCCACCUCCUGCGCAGAGAACAGCGAAGGCAGCCUGGCCACGCCCCCUCCGGCUGACCGCGCCCCCCGCUCCGGCUGACCGCGCGUGCCCCCCCCGCAACUCGGCUGACCGCGUGCCCCCCCCAACUCCGGCUGACUGUGCCCCCCCGCCCCCCGGCUGAUCCCGUGCCCCCCCCACUGCACUCCUGCUGACUGUGCCCCCCCCACCUCCUCCGGCUGGCCACAUCUCCACUGCACACCAUGGCGGGGAAGGGGCGGGGGGGGAUCACAAGGGUCUAUGGGGCGGUGUGGGGGUCAGGGCGGCUGUGGGGUCAAUGGGGUUGUUGUGGGGUGAAACACCCCUGAAGAGGCUGAACACCCUGCAGGUGAGUGACCCACACAGUGCCCCACAGUGCCCCAUAGCACCUCCAUUCUGCCCUACGGAUCCACAACACUGCCCCACAGCACCCUAUAGCUCCUGCUUGCUAUCCCACAGCACCCCAUGGCUUCUCCACUCUGCCCCAUAUGUCUACAGCAGUGCCACAGAGUACCUCAUAUGUCUUCCACUCUGCCCCAUGGGUGCAGAGUGCUGCCCUACAGCACCCUAUAGCUCCUGUACUCUGCCCCACAGAUCCACAGUGCUGUCCCACAGCACCCUAUAGCUCAUGUGGCCUAUAGACCCACUGUACUGCCCUACAAUGCCCCAUGGCUCCUACACUCUGCCCCAUAGACCCACAACACUGCCUCACAACACCCCAUUGCUCCUGCACUCUGCCCCAUGGAUGCCCAGUACUGCCCCACAGCACCAUAUAGGUCCUGUACUCUGCCCCAUAUAUCCACAGGAGUGCCCUGCAGCACCCCAUGGCUCCUGCACUCUGCCCCAUGGAUGCCCAGUACUGCCCAACAGCACCAUAUAGGUCCUGUACUCUGCCCCAUACAUCCACAGGAGUGCCCCCCAGCACCCCAUGGCUCCUGCAUUCUGACCCAUGGAUGCCCAGUACUGCCCCACAGCACCAUAUAGGUCCUGUACUCUGCCCCAUACAUCCACAGGAGUGCCCCCCAGCACCCUAUGGCUCCUGCAUUCUGACCCAUGGAUGCCCAGUACUGCCCAACAGCACCAUAUAGGUCCUGUACUCUGCCCCAUACAUCCACAGGAGUGCCCCCCAGCACCCUAUGGCUCCUGCAUUCUGCCCCAUGGAUGCCCAGUACUGCCCAACAGCACCAUAUAGGUCCUGUACUCUGCCCCAUACAUCCACAGGAGUGCCCCCCAGCACCCUAUGGCUCCUGCAUUCUGACCCAUGGUGGAUGCCCAGUACUGCCCCACAGCACCAUAUAGGUCCUGUACUCUGCCCCAUACAUCCACAGGAGUGCCCCCCAGCACCCCAUGGCUCCUGCACUCUGCCCCAUGGAUGCCCAGUACUGCCCCACAGCACCGUAUAGCUCCUCUACUCUGCCCCAUACAUCCACAGGAGUGCCCCCCAGCACCCCAUAGUGACUCUACUCUUCCCCAUAGACCCACAGUGCUGCCGCACAGGACUCUACUCUGCCCCUUAGACCCAGAGAGCUGCCCCACAGCAGCCUGUAGGUGCUGCAUUCUGCCCCAUUGGUGCAAAGUGCUGCCCCACAGCGCCCCACACCUCUGUCCACCUGACCACCCUUCCCUCCUGACUGCGCCUGCACUGCCCACUAUGGGUGGGUCACAAGGGUCUAUGGGGCGGUGUGGGGGUCAGGGGGGCUGUGGGGUCAAUGGGGUUGUUGUGGGGUGAAACACCCCUGAAGAGGCUGAACCCCCUACAGGUGAGUGACCCACACAGUGCCCCACAGUGCCCCAUAGCACCUCCAUUCUGCCCUACGGAUCCACAACACUGCCCCACAGCACCCUAUAGCUCCUGCUUGCUAUCCCACAGCACCCCAUGGCUUCUCCACUCUGCCCCAUAUGUCUACAGCAGUGCCACAGAGUACCUCAUAUGUCUUCCACUCUGCCCCGUGGGUGCAGAGUGCUGCCCUACAGCACCCUAUAGCUCCUGUACUCUGCCCCACAGAUCCACAGUGCUGUCCCAUAGCACACUAUAGCUCAUGUGGCCUAUAGACCCACUGUACUGCCCUACAAUGCCCCAUGGCUCCUACACUCUGCCCCAUAGACCCACAACACUGCCUCACAACACCCCAUUGCUCCUGCACUCUGCCCCAUGGAUGCCCAGUACUGCCCCACAGCACCAUAUAGGUCCUGUACUCUGCCCCAUAUAUCCACAGGAGUGCCCUGCAGCACCCCAUGGCUCCUGCACUCUGCCCCAUGGAUGCCCAGUACUGCCCAACAGCACCAUAUAGGUCCUGUACUCUGCCCCAUACAUCCACAGGAGUGCCCCCCAGCACCCUAUGGCUCCUGCAUUCUGACCCAUGGAUGCCCAGUACUGCCCCACAGCACCAUAUAGGUCCUGUACUCUGCCCCAUACAUCCACAGGAGUGCCCCCCAGCACCCCAUGGCUCCUGCACUCUGCCCCAUGGAUGCCCAGUACUGCCCCACAGCACCGUAUAGCUCCUCUACUCUGCCCCAUACAUCCACAGGAGUGCCCCCCAGCACCCCAUAGUGACUCUACUCUUCCCCAUAGACCCACAGUGCUGCCGCACAGGACUCUACUCUGCCCCUUAGACCCAGAGAGCUGCCCCACAGCAGCCUGUAGGUGCUGCGUUCUGCCCCAUUGGUGCAAAGUGCUGCCCCACAGCGCCCCACACCUCUGUCCACCUGACCACCCUUCCCUCCUGACUGCGCCUGCACUGCCCACUAUGGGUGGGUCACAAGGGUCUAUGGGGCGGUGUGGGGGUCAGGGCGGCUGUGGGGUCAAUGGGGUUGUUGUGGUGUGAAACACCCCUGAAGAGGCUGAACCCCCUACAGGUGAGUGACCCACACAGAGACCCACAGCAGCCCAUAGCACCUCUGCCCUAUAGAGUCACUGCACCCCAUAGCUGCUUUUACUCUGCCCCAUAAAUGGACAGCAGUGCUCCACAGCACCCUAAGUCUCCACUGUGCCACAUAGACACACAGUGCUGUCCCACAGCACCCCAUAUCUUGUUCACUCUGCCCUAUAGACCCACAGUGUAACCCUACAGCACCCCAUAGUUCCUCUGCCCUAUAGAUCAACAGCACUGUCCCAGAAAACACCAUAGCUUCUUCCCACUAGCCCAUAGGCCAGCAAUUCUGCCCUACAGCGCACUAGCUCCUGCACCCUAUCCCAUAGACCCACAGCAGUGCUCCACAGAUCCAGUCUGCCCUAUACAGCCACAGCACUGCUCUGCAGCACCAUAUACUUCCAGCACUCUGGCCCAUUGAUAUGUAGCACCCCACAGCUGCUGCAUUCUGCCCAUAGAUCGAGAUUCCUGGGUCCCUUCACCCCACCAGCUGUCCUGGGUUGCGAUGCUGCACGGGGCCCUGUGCACAACAAAAUGAGGACAGCAUGGCUGCUGGGCGCCACCCUGCUUGGAAUCCGAGAUGGCUGGGGGGGGAGGGCUGGCAGCCAUGCUGGCACUGCCGGAGGGGCUGUUGGUCUGCGCCGUGCUCAGGCGGCAGCUCCCGGCUGUAUCGGCUGCUCCUGUGGCCCUGCACCCUGCCCAUGGGAACAAGGUGGCUGCCCUGAUGGGCGUGGCCAUCUCGGCUGCUGUGUCCCUGCUGGUGGGCGGGGCCAUGGCUGUCAUGGCUGCCAAGCCUGUGCUGGAAGGGUGGGGCUGAGGUGGGUGGGGCCUGCCUAGGGUGGCCAUUCUGGGGUGGGGCCCAAGGUGGGUGGUGGGGCCUGUGACUCUGUUUGCCCCUGACGGCCAUCUUGGAAAAGGGCAGCACUGUGCCGCUGCCAUCCUGACGUUGCUCCCCCAGGGCCAUGUUGGGGGAUUUUUAACCUGGUUUUGGGGCCAAUUCUCACCCAAUAAAAUUAAAUAAUGUAAAAAAA
Molecule: messenger RNA, 22166 nt
Organism: Columba livia (rock pigeon)
Lineage: Eukaryota; Metazoa; Chordata; Aves; Columbiformes; Columbidae
Exons: 23
Coding region: 2328-5051 (907 amino acids)
Source: RefSeq, a predicted model, not a curated record